AUGUCCACCAGCUUGAAGGACUUCAUUGCCAGGGUUUCGGACAGCCUCUCCUCAGUGACGCUGUCUCCUGUCUCUGCGGACACCGCACCUGUGGUGGCCGGAGUAGAAAGCGUGGCAAGGGCGACUGUGAGGAAAGCACUGGAGGGCACUCACAGCCACUUGGAGUCCAGGCGCCCUGUAUCGCUGAUGUCAGCGCUCUCCCAGAAUGUCCAGAUGCUCAUCCGGAAGAAGUGCCAUGCCGCCGGAAAUCUGAGCAACAUCAAUGCGGAGUUCCAGAGCUUUGAUCUGUUGCCACAUGAUGAUGUGGUUCUUCAGUCGCUGCACGAAGAAAUUCAACGCCAGCUAGAGGGGGCAUCUCGGAGCAUGGAGCAGAAAGCCAAGGACGCCUACCUCGAUGCCCAAAGCGGCGCGGAUCCCUGCCCGAGCUUCUGCGCCCGCUCUGCAAACGACCUCUCCGAGUUCCUCUCAGAUCUGGGAAGCCAUGCUUAA
Symbiodinium necroappetens is the source of this 489-nucleotide messenger RNA. The record is from the annotation of a GenBank genome assembly. NCBI's taxonomy places the organism in Eukaryota, Dinophyceae, Suessiales, Symbiodiniaceae.